Molecule: messenger RNA, 4055 nt
Organism: Oryzias latipes (Japanese medaka)
Lineage: Eukaryota; Metazoa; Chordata; Actinopteri; Beloniformes; Adrianichthyidae
Gene: rtel1
Product: regulator of telomere elongation helicase 1
Biological process (GO): DNA repair; DNA recombination; regulation of double-strand break repair via homologous recombination
Cellular component (GO): nucleus
Molecular function (GO): DNA polymerase binding; ATP binding; DNA binding
Source: RefSeq, a predicted model, not a curated record
ACUACGCGUGCGCAGUGGGUUGAAGCGACGCUGGCGCGAAGCUUCUGUUAUUCGCCGAGCAUGAAGCCAGAGCAGCUAGCAUUCCGGUAAACGUAGUCGGUUUCUGACGGCAGUUUGAGGCGCGCGGAAGCCCAGAGAGCUUCGGCUGGAACCCGCUUCCCGGGGCCCAAAAUGCCGUCACUUACCCUGCAUGGAGUCACGGUGGACUUCCCCUUUCCUCCCUAUGACUGCCAGAAGGACUACAUGGCCAAGGUGCUCCAGUGUCUGCAGCAGAAAGUGAAUGGAGUUCUGGAGAGCCCCACAGGAACGGGGAAGACCCUCUGUCUGCUGUGUGCCACCCUGGCCUGGAGGGAGCACUUCAGGGACACCAUCUCUGCCUGCAAGAUAGCAGAAAGGCUGAAGGGGGAGAAUAUGUUUCCAAAUACGACCCUGGCGUCCUGGGGAACGGCUGCAACCGAUGGAGACAAACAAGCUUACUACCUUGAUGUUCCCAAGAUAAUAUAUGCAUCCAGGACACACUCUCAGCUGGCACAGGUCAUCGGAGAGCUGAGGAACACUUCGUACAGGCCAAAGGUGUGUGUGCUGGGGUCCAGAGAGCAGCUGUGCAUCAACCCGGAGGUCAUGCGUCAGGAGAGCAACCAUGUUAAGGUUCACAUGUGCAGAGGGAAGGUCUCCACCAGGUCCUGUCUCUACUACAACAACGUUGACGAGAGGAGCACUGACAAAGACUUGGUGAAUUCGAUCCUUGACGUGGAGGAUUUGGUCAAAUUUGGUAACAAACAAAAGGUCUGCCCCUAUUACCUCAGUCGUUCCCUCAAGCAGCAGGCAGAUAUAAUCUUUAUGCCGUACAACUACCUGCUGGACCCAAAGAGCCGCAGAGCGCACAACAUCGAGCUGAGCGGCGCCGUGGUCAUCUUCGACGAAGCUCACAAUCUGGAGAAAAUGUGUGAGGAGUCGUCAUCAUUUGACCUGACGCCGUACGACGUGGCGGCGGCGAUCACAGCUGUAGACCGGCUGCUGGUGGAGCAGGCCAAAGAGACCGGCGGUGGAGAAUUCACUGCUGAAGAUGUGAACGUGGAAACCCUCAGCUCAGGAUUAAAACUAGAUAUAACCAAACUGGCCAAAGUCAAACAGAUUCUGUUGGAUCUGGAGGCUGCCAUCGAUGCCUACGACGUUCCCGCGGACAGAGGCGUCACAAAACCUGGAAUCUUCAUCUAUGAGCUGCUGGAGAGGGCCCACCUCAGCUACAGCACCAAGACCGCAGUUCUGGAGGCUCUGGAUCAGAUCGUCGGGUAUCUGGCAGGACAGCCGGGAAUAUUCCUCAACACCAGCGGACUGCAGAAACUGUCUGACAUCAUUCAGCUGGUGUUCAGCGGCGAGGCGGAUGGGAAGGAGCAGCAGCAGCAGCAGAUGCAGUCCAACUCCGCUCACUUCAAGGUCCACAUCCACCGGGAUUCCAGCAGUAACAAGAGGAAGCAGAGCACCAAUCCGUGGACUUCAUCUUCAUCCAAGAAACAGGGGAACAUUCUGAGUUACUGGUGCUUCUCUCCGGGCUUCAGCAUGCAGGACCUGGAACGUCAGGGAGUCCGCUGCAUCAUUCUGACCAGCGGGACCCUCUCCCCUCUUUCUUCAUUCACCUCUGAGAUGAGGAUAGAGUUCCCCGUUUCUCUGGAGAACAGUCAUGUGAUCGAGCGAGACCAGAUCUUUGUCAGCGUGGUGGAUAGAGGCCCUGAUGGCGUCCCGCUGAGUUCAGCGUUUGACAGGAGGUUCGUCCCAGAAAACAUGUCGUCUUUAGGAAACACCGUCGCCAACUUCAGCAGAGUUGUUCCUCAUGGGCUCUUGGUGUUUUUCCCUUCUUUUCCCUUAAUGGAAAAAACUCUGGACUUCUGGAAAGCUAACGGACAUGCUGAUCGCAUUGAAAACGUCAAGCCCAUGUUUGUAGAGCCUAAGGGGUCAGGCUCCUUUUCCGAGAUCAUUGAUGGAUAUUACAACAAGGUCAGUGAUCCUGCAUCCAAAGGAGGAAGCUUCUUUGCUGUGUGUCGUGGGAAGGCGAGCGAGGGUUUGGAUUUUGCCGACACCUUUAGUCGUGGCGUCAUCAUCACGGGCCUUCCUUUCCCUCCCAGAAUGGACCCUCGUGUCAUUUUAAAGAUGCAGUUUUUAGAGGAGAUGAGCAAAAACAAAGCUCCAGGAGUGAGGUACUUGUUGGGGCAAGAGUGGUACCGGCAGCAGGCCUUCCGGGCCGUGAACCAGGCCAUCGGCAGAGUCAUUCGCCACAAAGAGGACUAUGGGGCCAUCUUCCUGUGUGAUCAGAGGUUCAAGAGCUCGGAUGCCCGGGCGCUGCUCCCCUCGUGGGUCAAGCCUCACGUGCGCGUCUACGACGGCUUUGGGAAUGUGGUUCGGGAUGUGUCGCAGUUCUUUAGGGUGGCGCAGAAGCUGAGGCCUGUGGUCCUGAAGACGGCCGCAGCAGAAAGCGGCACCGCGGCUCAGGCACCAGGAACAGAUCUCACUAAAGCGGCUUCCUGCUCGUCUUCACAAGGCUCCUGUGGGCAAAAAGCAAAGGCGCUGGAUGUUCACCUGCCCAGCCUGAAAAGGAGGAAACUCGAUGAACAAAGCAGAGGUGGUGGGGUGGCCAACAUCUGCCUCAACUAUGAGUGUGAGGUACGGGAGACUCAGAGGAGGCCGGCCAGCCUGCUGGACGCUCUGCAGCGCGAGGACAGUUUCUGUGGAGACAGCGGUACUCUGGGGCAGCAAAAAACGAGUCGGUUGUCCACGCUGGCUCUUCAGAACGACAAAAGGAUGGAAGACGAACUGCGAGGAGGAAAACGGAAAAUAAAGCUGGUGCAGCAUCAGCUCUCUGUGCAGGAGCAGAGUCGCUCUGAGGACGUGUCAGAGGAGGACAAAGCCGCCAGGGCCAAGCUGUUCCUGGCAGACAUGAAGAAAUCCCUCAGCAAGGUGAACUUUGACCGCAUCGUCCAGGCUCUGCAGACCUACAAGAAGACAGACGAGCUGGACGUCCUGCUGACCGGGACGGCCGUCCUCUCUGAAGACGCCAACACUCACAGUUUGCUCCGGGGUUUCUACCAGUUUGUGCGUCCGCACCACAAGCGGAGGUUUGACGAGAGAUGUGAGCAGCUGACGGGACAAGGCUGUGGGUACAAACCAGAGCACUCGCUGUCCAAGGACCAGAAGAAGGCCGUGAUGCUGCAGAGUGAGAGGCCGGCCAGCAGGGGGGGCGCCAGCUCGUCCGCCUACAGUCAGCUGGAUACUCAGCAGCUCAACAGAGGAGGGCAGCACCUCAGUCAGGGGGGCUUGAAGGAACCGCAGGCAGCACAGAACCAGGCCCGCUCCACCUUUGCUGCCGAUGUGAAGAAAGCCCUGGGAGCAGAACGAUGCGCUCGCCUCUCUGACGCCAUCAGCAACUACAAGAAGACGGACAAUUACGAGGACCUGGUGACCACGGUGGUGAGCCUGUUCACGGAGAGAGAUGAUAACUUCCAGCUGCUCACCAGGUUCAGCUUGUUUAUUCAUCCACACCAUAAAAAGAAGUACAAAGAGCUGCUGGAUGCCCUGAUGGGUCAACAGACCACACCCACUUCAGCCUCCCUGUCACCUUCUCUGAAGACCCAAAGCAAGAUCUCCAGUUUUUUCACAGACAGCCAGAGGAAAUGAACAGUUUUAUUUCUUAAACCCUUUUAAGCGCAUGAAACAAAUAAAAUAAACACGGGUACAUUUACUGAAAAAUGUACCUGCAAGUUUUCCAAAAGGUUUGAGCUGGAUCCUUGGGAGCCGCUGGAGAUCAGGUUUCAGGACCAUCAGCUCCUCUGAGAUCCUGACAGAAGAUGUUCAGAAGAAGUUCAGAGUUCAGAUCUGACUUGAUGUAAUAAAUGCUGAAUGAUCUCUUUAGAGUUUUACAAUUUGAUACAUAUAUAUAUUUGAUAUGUUUCCAAGACAGGUGUGUAAUUAUGUUCUGGACAUAGAUUUUAACCGAACUGUACUUUUUAUGCAUUGAAUUGAUGUCAUACAUGUUGGUUUUUGUAUUAAAUUCAUGAAGUCUC